AUGCCGCCCCACACACCAGCGCCUGCCCGUGCAAUCCCCCAGCUGGCGCGUCGUGCAUUCUCCUCGUCGUCCGCCGUCGCCGCCAAGGAGACACCCAACAAGGACCACCACGUGCUGUCGUACGCCGCCGACUCGUUCCCCAAGGGCUAUGCUGUCGCGGCCACCCACGCCGGCGUGAAGAAGAAGGCUGGCGUGCUCGACGUUGGUGUUCUCGCCUCUACCUCUGAGCGCCCCACCUCGGCUGCUGCCUGCAUGACCCGCAACGUCUUCAAGGCUGCGCCCGUGACCGUCUCCACCGAGCUGCUCGCUCGCGGCAACGGCCGUGCCCGCGGCUUUGUCGUCAACUCGGGCUGUGCCAACGCUGUGACUGGCAAGAAGGGUCUUGAGGACGCUUGGAGCAUGUCCAACACCCUGACUGCUCUCCUUCCCGCCUCGGCUUCCCCCUCUGAGGGUGCCGGCUCGCUCGUCAUGUCCACUGGUGUCAUUGGCCAGCACCUCCCCAUUGACAAGAUCACGGGCGCGCUGCCCUCGAUGGCUGCCAACCUCGAGUCGACCCCCGCAGCAUGGCUCGACCUCGCUCGCGCUUUCAUGACCACUGACACCUUCCCCAAGCUCCGUGCUCGCACCUUCACCUUGGGCGGCCGCGAGGUCAAGAUUGCCGGUAUCGACAAGGGUGCUGGCAUGAUUGCGCCCAACAUGGGCCCUCCCCAGCCCCCGCACGCUACCCUCCUCGGCGUGAUCGCUACCGACGCCGCUAUCGCCCCCGCCGCUCUCCAGUCUGCCCUCACUUACGCUGUCGACCGCUCGUUCAACGCCAUUUCCGUUGACGGCGACAUGUCCACCAACGACACCAUCCUCUGCCUUGCCAACGGCGCCGCUACCCCUGACCUCCCCGAGAUUACCGAGAACCAGCCCGAGUACAUUGUCUUCCGCGACGAGCUUGCUGCCUUUGCCGCCGAGCUCGCCCAGCUCGUUGUCCGUGACGGCGAGGGUGCCACCAAGUUCGUCACUGUCCGCGUCCGCAACGCCCAGACUUUCGCGGUCGCCGACGCCGUCGCCCGCAGCAUUGCCAACUCAUCGCUCGUCAAGACUGCCAUGUACGGCGAGGACGCCAACUGGGGCCGUAUCCUCUGCGCUGUCGGCUACACCAACGUUCCCGAGGGCACCAUCGACCCCACCAAGGUCUCUGUCUCGUUUGUCCCCAGCCCCAAGAUCGGUGGCUCGUCCCUGAAGCUCCUGGUCAACGGCGAGCCCGAGUCGCCCAUUGACGAGGCGCGCGCCUCUGAGCUGCUCGCCGAGGAGGACCUCGAGAUCGACGUCGACCUCGCCCAGGGCUCCGAGGAGGCCACCUUCUGGACCUGCGACUUUUCGCACGAGUACGUCACCAUUAACGGUGACUACCGCACUUAG
Molecule: messenger RNA, 1410 nt
Organism: Apiotrichum porosum
Lineage: Eukaryota; Fungi; Basidiomycota; Tremellomycetes; Trichosporonales; Trichosporonaceae
Exons: 2
Coding region: 1-1410 (469 amino acids)
Biological process (GO): L-ornithine biosynthetic process; L-arginine biosynthetic process
Cellular component (GO): mitochondrial matrix
Molecular function (GO): L-glutamate N-acetyltransferase activity, acting on acetyl-L-ornithine as donor; L-glutamate N-acetyltransferase activity, acting on acetyl-CoA as donor
Source: RefSeq, a predicted model, not a curated record